ACAGCGUCUCCCACAGAGCAGCAUCAGGUCACCUAGGCGCGCGACGGUACGUGCAAAACCUUGACUACAAUUCAGACACGACAAGAGCGAGAGAACUGACAGAUUGUUUUUUUAUGUAGAUGACUUCAGUAAUACUACAAAACUGAUUUUUGCACGUUCUCCUGGGAAACAGAGAGAGAGAGAGAGAGAGAGAGAGAGAGAGUACAUCUGUGAAACGACUAUCAACAGGAGCGAUAAUCAUUCCACAAAGGCGUGUUGACAUGGAUUUCUCGAUAAUGAACAGGUUUUAUGACCAUUGCACAAAGAGUCAAUAAAUCAAGCACAUCCCUCAGCGUAGUAGAUUGAGUUGAUCACAUUCCACUGCUACUGGAGAGGACGCAUUGACAGAGCAUCUGUCUAACCAACGGACAUCGACACGUAUCCUCCACAGGGCACUCAGCUUGACUUUUCUACGAUCCAGGGCAAAAUGCGUCUGGUUCUGUUCGCCUUCCUCAUCUAUUGCUCCUGUGCAAGAGGUGGGUGCGAACCGAAGACUGUAAAUAUCGGGGCUGUCCUAAGCCAGAAGAGAUAUGAACAAGUGUUUAAAGACGCUGUCACCCAAGCCAACAAUAUAUACGGCAAAGAUAAGUUCAAGAUGAACGCUAUUUCUGUCACCCAUAAACCCAACGCUAUCCAGAUGGCACUCUCCGUAUGUGAGGACCUCAUCUCCAACCAGGUCUAUGCGAUCUUGGUGAGCCACCCACCCCAGUCCAACGACCAUCUGACCCCCACACCGGUGUCCUACACAGCUGGAUUUUACCGGAUACCUGUGGUGGGCCUCACCACACGCAUGUCUAUCUACUCAGAUAAGAGUAUCCACCUUUCAUUCCUGCGCACGGUGCCGCCCUAUUCCCACCAAGCCCAAGUGUGGUUUGACAUGAUGCGAGAGUUCCAGUGGAAUCACAUAAUCCUGAUUGUGAGCGAUGACCAUGAGGGCAGAGCAGCACAGAAAAGACUGGAAACCCUGCUGGAGGAGAGGGAGACGAAGAGUAAAAACAGGAACUAUGAAAACCUCGACCAACUGUCCUUUGACAACAAGCGAGGACCCAAGGCAGAGAAAGUGCUCCUGUUCAGCCAAGACACAAAUCUGACGGCUCUGCUCCAGGAAGCCAAAGAGCUGGAGGCCCGAGUGAUCAUCCUGUCUGCAAGUGAAGAUGAGGCCGCAGCCAUUUAUAAAGCGGCACGCCAGCUCAAUAUGACAGGCUCUGGUUACGUGUGGUUGGUUGGAGAAAGGGAGAUGUCUGGUAAAGCACUGAGUGAAGCCCCAGAUGGCUUGCUCGGCCUUCAGCUAAUCAAUGGCAAGAACGAGUCUGCACAUAUCUACGAUGCAGUGGCUGUGGUGGCCCAGUCCAUCCAGGAGCUCUUUGAGAAGGAGAAUAUCACAGAGCCUCCACGAGGCUGUGUUGGCAAUACAAACAUCUGGAAGACUGGCCCACUCUUCAAACGAGUGCUGAUGUCAUCCAAGUAUCCAGAUGGCCUGACAGGCCGCGUGGAGUUUAAUGAUGAUGGAGACAGGAGGUUCGCCCACUACAGCAUUCUGAACUACCAGAAAACCAGACUGGUCCAAGUGGGCAUCUACAAUGGCUCACAAGUUAUAAUGAACACUCAGAGGAAGAUUAUUUGGCCCGGAGGAGAAACUGAAAAGCCGAAAGGCUAUCAGAUGUCGACAAGAUUAAAGAUUGUCACCAUUCAUCAAGAGCCAUUUGUCUAUGUGAAACCGACUCUACGUGAUGGAACCUGCAAGGAAGAGCACACUGUAAAUGGAGUCCUGAUUAAAAAAGUGAUCUGCACUGGCCCCAAUGAGACCAUUCCAGGUCGCCCCAUAGUGCCUCAGUGCUGCUAUGGGUUCUGCAUUGACCUCUUGAUCAAACUUGCAAUGACAAUGAACUUUACCUAUGAAGUACAUCUAGUGGCUGAUGGAAAAUUUGGCACUCAGGAGCGUGUUAACAACAGCAACAAGAAGGAGUGGAAUGGCAUGAUGGGAGAGCUCCUAAGUGGCUUGGCGGACAUGAUCGUGGCUCCACUGACAAUCAACAAUGAACGAGCCCAGUAUAUAGAGUUCUCUAAACCAUUCAAGUACCAGGGGCUCACAAUACUUGUCAAAAAGGAAAUACCACGCAGUACACUGGACUCGUUCAUGCAGCCCUUUCAGAGCACUCUGUGGUUACUGGUGGGUCUAUCGGUCCAUGUUGUGGCGGUGAUGCUCUACCUAUUAGACCGUUUCAGCCCAUUUGGAAGGUUUAAAGUGAAUAGUGAAGAGGAAGAAGAAGAUGCCCUCACCUUAUCCUCUGCUAUGUGGUUCUCCUGGGGAGUACUUCUGAACUCUGGUAUUGGAGAAGGUGCUCCACGGAGCUUUUCAGCAAGGAUUUUAGGUAUGGUGUGGGCUGGUUUUGCUAUGAUUAUAGUUGCAUCCUAUACUGCCAAUUUGGCAGCCUUUCUAGUGCUGGAUCGGCCUGAGGAGCGCAUUACCGGCAUCAAUGACCCUAGGCUGCGAAACCCAUCAGACAAGUUCAUCUACGCCACAGUGAAGCAAAGCUCUGUGGACAUUUACUUCCGGCGUCAAGUUGAGCUAAGCACCAUGUACCGCCACAUGGAAAAGCACAACUAUGAGAGCGCCGCUGAAGCCAUCCAGGCUGUGCGAGACAACAAACUCCACGCUUUUAUAUGGGAUUCAGCAGUGUUGGAGUUUGAGGCCUCGCAAAAAUGUGACCUGGUCACCACGGGCGAACUGUUCUUCCGUUCUGGAUUCGGUAUCGGUAUGCGAAAAGACAGCCCAUGGAAGCAAAAUGUCUCACUGGCCAUUCUCAGUUCCCAUGAGAAUGGCUUCAUGGAGGACUUGGAUAAAACCUGGGUCCGAUAUCAGGAGUGUGACUCCAGAAGCAAUGCACCAGCCACACUCACUUUCGAGAAUAUGGCAGGCGUGUUUAUGUUGGUGGCUGGUGGCAUCGUUGCCGGGAUCUUCCUCAUCUUUAUUGAAAUUGCAUACAAGCGACACAAGGAUGCUCGUAGGAAGCAGAUGCAGCUGGCCUUUGCCGCAGUUAACGUUUGGAGGAAGAACCUACAGGAUAGGAAAAGUGGUAGAGCAGAGCCAGACCCCAAAAAGAAUGCCUCUUUUAGGUCCAUCAGUACCAACCUGACCUCCAACAUCAAGAGACGUAGGUCGUCCAAAGACACGCCAUAUCCCACGGAUAUUACCGGCCAGCUCAACCUGUCAGACCCCUCUGUGAGCACAGUCGUGUGAAAGUGAAAGAGAAUUUGACAGGCAGAAAGAGAGAGAGACUUUGCAGAGUGGAAGAGCAGGAGGUGGUUGGGGCUGGUUGGCUCUGAAACAGACCUGCUGUUCCCAAGCUGCUGAUGCUUCACCCACCUGAGCCAACAACAUCAUAAUUUGCGCAAACCCACCCAACCAGGACAUACUGUAUGCACACUGGAUUUGAAACACUUAUGGACACACUGUGCCAAAAUCAACCACAAUGAAGCAAACCCACACUGCCACAUAGUUGACACUCACCCUAAAUCAACACACAACACCCAUACUGUACAAAGUGCUUCACUUUUUAAAAUGAUUUUGCACAUAUCAAAACAAAUGUGUGUGAAAUAUGUAAAUAUGUAGUCAGAGAGUUCUGUUUCUCCGCCCACAUUAGGUCACUAUUUAGUGUCAUCAGAAGAAAAGUUUUAAACUAUAGAACAAUGUAUUAGUUUUUCACUUUUAUGAUACAGACACAACUAUGCUUCAUACAAAUGCUUCAUACAAAUGUCUGUCUACCUCCACCUAAGAUAGAGUAUAUGUAGCUUAUCUCAACACUGAAUUUUGGUAGUGUUUUGAUGUUUUCCCACUGAAAAGAGGUUUGAUAGAGCAAAAACAGAACAUAUCUUUAAUUUACUUGUAUAUUUAGAUUAGACGAUAGAAAAAUGCAGUACCAUAAAUAAUACUGUAGGAGAAUUCAAUGUUGGUGGCACAAAAGUGGUACAUUUAGUUGCACUUUGUUGUAGACUGCAUCUGUUAAUAUCAGAUUCUCUCUUCACUGCCAUUUUCAAAACACAAUCAUCUGAAGUAGUUCAGGUUGCUUUGGACAAAAAAAUACUGUGGAUUUUUGAAUAACAAUCUUUUUUCUCUAUUUAUUCAUUUAUGUUUUUUAAAACAAAGAAUUCAUGUUUGGAUGUGAAUUAUCUGAAUAUCAGCAGAUAAUGUGGGGUCUAAUCAGUCAGGGGCUAAAUGUAGCAGAUCCGACCUUGAACAUUUUUUAUGACAAAUGAAAGGAACCCAGUUACACUUAAGAGUGGCGUAGAUGUAAUGAAGUAGAUAUUAUUACAGGCUUUUUUGAGUUUUAUUUCUGUUUGACAUGUCCAGCUUGAAAUUCCCUGUAAUAAUUUUUGUAUCAUUGUGUGAAAAUGGUGGCAUUUGUCCUUAAGCUACCACAAAGGGACCUUUCUUCGCAUUAUUUCAUCAUGUCAUUCUAAUAUAUGGGCAGUAUUUUAUUUUGUAUGUGUGUAAUAAUAACACUAGAUGCUAUUUUUAUUGUUUGUUGUCCCAUCAGCUUUUAAAAGUAUACUGACCAAUAAUAGGCCAAUAAAACGUAUUAGGAAACUGUAUAGAUUGUUUGUUUGAAACAAUCCGAGGGCUUUGCUAACUGUUGUGAGAAGUUUAGAGUGUGAACUAUGCGUACUGUAAUUGUAACAGUAAAUUAUGGAACUAUUUUAUAAGAUGACGACAUUAAAAUGAGGAAAAUAUAUGUUUUAGAAGAAAAUGGGGAUUUUUUUUUAAUGGAAAACUGUAGUUAAAUCUUGCAGGGUCUGGUGGCCUUUGCAAUAUUAUUCACUUUGUUAGGUAGCGUUCAACAAAAAGUCCAGUUUUACUGUGAAAAUGACUGUGAACUGCUUCAUGUCAAAGUGAGAGUUGUUGUGAAAUACAUAAUGCAUUAAGCACAUACAUAAAUUCGCUGUAGAUUCCUGAAUAUCAAAUACGACCUAUAUAAAAAUACAUGCUGUUGUAUGCACUCCUGUGUCAAUCAUGCAAAUAUUUAAUCACAUAAUUGGAAUAUUAAGACAGAUGCAUUUUUACGAAGUGGUGAAAACCAACAGUAGUGACAGUAAUUAAUUUUACUUGAGAAAAAAUGGAAAUAAAUGGAAUGCAGGUCUUGGCUAAAAAGGGAGCACAUCUUUGAAAAACAAAGCAAUGUAACCUGUCUGGUUCACUGUUUUAUACAAACAUAUUAUAUUGUAUGACCAUUUUAAUCUGCUUUCAUCAUAUUUUCUAUCACCAAAUGUGCUUUUGAUGAUUAUUCUAAAACUGUUUGUGAAAAAAACUCAAGCAAAGAUAUAUGUUUAAAAAUGUAUAAUUGCUGUACUCCAGUGUGCCAAUAAAAUA
This is a messenger RNA of Xyrauchen texanus (razorback sucker), 5407 nucleotides long. RefSeq names its product glutamate receptor, ionotropic, N-methyl D-aspartate 1b (gene grin1b). The transcript has 21 exons. The coding region runs from base 467 to 3280 and encodes 937 amino acids. Gene Ontology annotation, molecular function: NMDA glutamate receptor activity. NCBI's taxonomy places the organism in Eukaryota, Metazoa, Chordata, Actinopteri, Cypriniformes, Catostomidae. The record is from RefSeq and is a predicted model, not a curated record. Gene Ontology annotation, biological process: ionotropic glutamate receptor signaling pathway; chemical synaptic transmission; regulation of membrane potential. Gene Ontology annotation, cellular component: neuron projection; NMDA selective glutamate receptor complex; plasma membrane.